AUGGGAACCUGUGCCACUGUUCGAGUUCACGCAGCUCCAGCAGAGAACUCUAAAGCUCAUGCAAAAUCAUCAUCGGCGCAUUUGGUGAAACCCGAUAAACAUUGGUUAGAUAUUCAAUAUCACAAAGGAGAUCCUAAAAAGAUCAAGAAACCUGAUGAAUUGGUCAAUAAGCGUCCUCCCCCGGAACGUGUUGAUAAGAAUGAGUUUGAUAAAAUCUUCGGUUCUCUAAUUGGUUUAGCUCUUGGCGAUGCACUUGGGGCACAUGUUGAGUUUCGUCCAAGACAGUAUCUAGUAGAUAAUCCAGUCACUGAUCUACAAGCUGGGGGAACGUGGGGUUUACGCAAAGGACAGUUCACUGAUGAUACUUCGAUGGCACUUUGUUUGGCAAUUUCCUUGAUAACACGUCAUGAUUUUGUCCCAUAUGACCAACUAGUUCGAUAUAAAUGGUGGUAUAGAUAUGGAUAUAUGUCAUCGACUGGGGAAUGCUUUGAUAUUGGAUCUGGUACAAGAGAAUCAAUAUGCGCAUUCGAGUCACGACAAAAGAAAUUUGCUAAAAUUCAUCAGAUUUCUGAAAACGAAAUGGAUUUUCUCGAUGAUAAAAAGUUACUAGAAGAAUUUGAUAUUUAUUGUAGUCAUGACCGAGCAGCUGGAAAUGGUGGAUUGAUGCGUCUUGCACCUGUACCGCUGUUUUUUCAUCAAUCUCCGCGUCGAGCCGUGAAGUAUUCGGGCAUUAGUGCUAUAAUAACUCACGGAGAUCGGCGAGUUUAUGAUGCAUGCCGUUAUUAUGGUGCACUCAUUGUUGCUGCUCUUCGUGGUGAAAAGAAAGAGAAAUUAUUGGAUGAAGAGUUCUAUGAAAAACACCAAGAUUGGUUUGGUAAUAAACCAUUACAUGAAGAAGUUCAGAAAAUCGCUCAAGGAUCAUUCAAAACUAAAAAUGGUUAUGAAGGAGGAAUUCGAGGAAAAGGUUUUGUAUUAAGUAGCCUUGAGGCUGCUUUAUGGGCCUUUUACACUGAUGAGGAUUCAUUUAAAAAAGGUGUUCUCGCUGCAGUCAAUCUUGGUGAUGACACAGACACAACAGCUGCCAUUUACGGCCAAUUAGCCGGAGCAUAUUAUGGUUACAAGGAAUUACCGGAGGAAUGGGUAAAACAGAUCUAUGCCCACGAGUUUCUUCAAUGUUUGAGUGAAUGGAUUGUUUACGAAGGACAGAAAUGGGCUUCGGAUCGCUUAUCAUCGAAAUCUCAUCAACACGGAGAAGGUUCGAAUUCAACAACUGAUGAAAAGAAACAUUCAUCUAAAAAAAUAAAACAGGAUGAACAGAUUCCUGAGAAUCCCGAAAGCAAAUAG
Messenger RNA from Adineta ricciae, 1344 nucleotides. The record is from the annotation of a GenBank genome assembly. NCBI's taxonomy places the organism in Eukaryota, Metazoa, Rotifera, Eurotatoria, Adinetida, Adinetidae.